UCUUUUCCUCCUCCUCUGCUCUUGCUGUGUGCUGUUGUUACCGGUGGACGAUCUCCGGUUUGUGCUGCAGCAUCAUGUCUUUUCCUACCGAAGAAUAUGAUGCGAGUACUUCUUACGAUCCAUAUACUUACCAGGCGGACUAUGACAUGCACACAGGCGACCCCAAGCAAGAUCUAGCAUAUGAGCGUCAAUAUGAGCAGCAGACUUACCAAGUCAUACCUGAAGUGAUUAAGAACUUCAUUCAGUACUUCCAUAAGACCGUCUCUGACCUCAUUGACCAGAAGGUAUACGAGCUGCAGGCUAGCAGAGUGUCCAGUGAUUUGAUUGACCAGAAGGUCUACGAGAUUCAAGACAUCUAUGAGAACAGCUGGACUAAACUGACCGAGCGUUUCUUCAAAAAUUCUCCCUGGCCUGAGGCAGAAGCCAUUGCCCCACAGGUUGGAAAUGAUGCCGUGUUCCUGAUCCUGUACAAAGAACUUUACUACAGGCACAUAUAUGCAAAAGUCAGCGGUGGACCAACGCUGGAGCAGCGCUUUGAGUCUUAUUAUAAUUACUGCAACCUGUUUAAUUACAUCCUCAAUGCAGAUGGCCCAGCUCCCCUUGAACUACCGAACCAGUGGCUAUGGGAUAUCAUUGAUGAAUUUAUAUAUCAGUUCCAGUCCUUCAGUCAGUACCGGUGCAAAACGGCUAAGAAGUCAGAAGAGGAGAUUGAGUUUCUGCGCUCCAAUCCUAAAAUCUGGAAUGUGCACAGCGUUCUUAAUGUUCUACACUCUCUGGUGGACAAAUCCAACAUCAACCGCCAGCUGGAGGUUUACACUAGUGGAGGGGAUCCUGAGAGUGUAGCUGGGGAAUAUGGACGUCACUCCCUCUACAAGAUGCUUGGAUACUUCAGCCUGGUUGGUCUGCUGCGACUGCACUCAUUGCUUGGUGAUUACUACCAAGCUAUCAAGGUGCUGGAGAACAUAGAGCUCAAUAAAAAGAGCAUGUACUCCCGGGUUCCCGAGUGCCAGGUCACUACCUACUACUACGUGGGCUUUGCAUACCUAAUGAUGCGAAGAUAUCAGGACGCUAUACGUGUGUUUGCCAACAUCCUGCUGUAUAUCCAGAGAACAAAAAGCAUGUUCCAAAGGACUACAUACAAAUAUGAGAUGAUUAACAAGCAGAACGAGCAGAUGCAUGGUCUUCUGGCCAUAGCGCUCACCAUGUACCCGAUGAGAAUUGAUGAAAGCAUCCACACUCAGCUGAGAGAGAAAUAUGGCGACAAGAUGCUACGGAUGCAGAAAGGCGAUGCUCAGAUCUACGAGGAGCUGUUCAAUUACGCCUGUCCCAAGUUCCUGUCCCCAGUGGUCCCAAAUUAUGAAAAUGUUCAUCCCAACUACCACAAGGAACCUUACCUGCAGCAACUCAAAGUUUUUCUGGAUGAAGUUCAACAGCAGGCCCAGCUUUCCACCAUCCGCAGCUUCUUGAAACUCUACACAACUAUGCCAGUGGCCAAACUGGCCGGGUUCUUGGAUCUGCCUGAGCAAGAGUUCCGGAUUCAACUGCUGGUCUUCAAACACAAGAUGAAGAACUUGGUCUGGACCAGUGGAAUCUCUGCUCUGGAGGGUGAAUUCCAGUCUGCUUCAGAAGUAGAUUUCUACAUAGAUAAGGACAUGAUUCACAUUGCUGAUACCAAAGUAGCUCGGCGGUAUGGGGACUUCUUCAUUCGACAAAUCCACAAAUUUGAGGAGUUGAAUAAGACCCUCAAGAAGAUGAGCCAGAAACCUUGAAGGCAGCAGCAUUGAAUAAUAUUUUAUAAGAGCGGAAGGUGAAUUUAAAGCGGUCAGCAUCGGAGAGCCGAUAUCCAGAGACCUGAAAAACCUUUUAAUAAAAAUUAGCAAAAUACCAAGAAA
This is a messenger RNA of Spea bombifrons (plains spadefoot toad), 1892 nucleotides long. RefSeq names its product eukaryotic translation initiation factor 3 subunit L (gene EIF3L). Gene Ontology annotation, cellular component: eukaryotic translation initiation factor 3 complex; cytoplasm. NCBI's taxonomy places the organism in Eukaryota, Metazoa, Chordata, Amphibia, Anura, Pelobatidae. The transcript is spliced from 15 exons. Gene Ontology annotation, molecular function: translation initiation factor activity; protein binding. The record is from RefSeq and is a predicted model, not a curated record. Gene Ontology annotation, biological process: translational initiation. The coding region runs from base 75 to 1769 and encodes 564 amino acids.